CCCGGGGCGGAGCCGCAGCCGGAACGGCAGUCGGGGCCCAUGGGCUCGGGGUCGCGCAGCCCGGCCCGGCGGCGGCGGUCCCGCUCGCCGCGGCGGGAGCGGGGCCGGGAGCGCUCCGGUAGCCGAGAGAAGCGGCGGCGGCGGAGCCGGAGCGGGGGGCGCCGCCGCCGGGAGCCGAGCUCGGGCUCUGACUCUGGUGACGAGAGACAGAAAUGGAAGAAGAAGAAAAGCAAAAGCAGGGACCAGCACCAUAAAAGCCAGAAGAAGCACCGCUCACGGUCCCGGGGUCGCUCCUCCGGCUCGAGCUCGGAGCGCGAGCGAGACAAAAGGAGAGCCCGGAGCAGAGAGCGGUGGAGGAAGAGAGAUGGCUCCAAGUCUUCUGUGUCCUCCGUCAGCUCUCCCUCCCCGCCACGCUCCCGGGGCAGGGAGGAGACGGGGCAGCAGCUGAGCCUCCAGGAGCGCUUGAGGCUGAAGGAGGAGAAGAAGAAGCAGGCUGCGCUCAUGAAAGCCUUGGAGACACCCGAGGAGAAACGGGCUCGCCGGCUGGCCAAGAAGGAGGCCAAGGAGAGGAAGAAGCGGGAGAAGAUGGGGUGGGGAGAGGAGUACAUGGGUUACACCAACACCGACAAUCCCUUUGGGGACAACAACCUGCUGGGCACCUUCAUCUGGAGCAAGGCACUGGAAAAGAAAGGGAUCAGCCACCUGGAUGAGAAGGACCUGAAGGAGAGGAACAAGCGAAUCCAGGAGGACAAUCGCCUGGAGCUGCAGAAGGUGAAGCAGCUACGCCUGGAGCGGGAGCGGGAGAAGGCAAUGCGUGAGCAGGAGCUGGAGAUGCUGCAGCGGGAGAAGGAGGCAGAGCACUUCAAAACCUGGGAGGAGCAGGAGGACAACUUCCACCUGCAGCAGGCCAAGCUGCGGUCUAAGAUCCGGAUUCGGGAUGGGAGGGCGAAACCCAUUGACCUUCUGGCCAAGUACAUCAGCGCGGAGGAUGACGACCUGGCUGUGGAGAUGCACGAGCCCUACACCUUCCUGAACGGCCUGACUGUCUCCGACAUGGAGGAUCUGGUGGAGGACAUCCAGGUUUACAUGGAGCUGGAGCAAGGAAAGAAUGUGGACUUCUGGAGAGACAUGACCAUCAUCACAGAGGAUGAGAUAGCCAAGCUCCGCAAACUGGAGGCCUCUGGGAAAGGAGGACCAGGGGAGCGUCGGGAUGGCGUCAACGCCUCUGUCAGCUCAGAUGUGCAGUCUGUGUUCAAGGGGAAGACGUACAACCAGCUCCAAGUGCUGUACCAGGGCAUCGAGAGCAAGAUCCGGGCAGGAGGACCCAACCUUGACAUUGGGUACUGGGAGAGCCUGCUGCAGCAGCUGAAGGCUUACAUGGCUCGGGCCAGGCUGCGGGAGCGGCACCAGGAUGUGCUGCGCCAGAAGCUGUACAAGUUGAAGCAGGAGCAGGGUGUGGAAAGUGAACCACUCUUCCCCAUCAUCAAGCGGGAGCCGGCCUCCCCCAGCGACAGUUCUCUCUUCUCUCUUCCUUGCAGGCUGGAUCCUGACGAGAGCAUUGUGGUACAGCCAGGGCCGUCCUCGGAGCCAGAGGCUGAGCAGGACACAGAGGCCAAAGGAGAGGCAGAGGGGGAAGCCGUGCUGAUGGAGGAGGACCUGAUCCAGCAGAGCCUGGACGACUACGACGCGGGGAAGUACAGCCCACGGCUGCUGGGCACCAAUGAGCUGCCCUUUGACGCCCACGUGCUGGAGGCCGAGGAGGAUACGCAUCGGCUGCUGCUUCUGCGUCAGCAGCUCCAAGUCACAGGUGAUGCCACUGAGAGCGCUGAUGACAUCUUCUUCCGUAAGGCCAAAGAGGGCAUGGGCGCAGACGAGGCGCAGUUCAGCGUGGAAAUGCCUCUCACAGGCAAGGCCUAUCUCUGGGCUGACAAGUACCGGCCCCGCAAGCCCCGCUUCUUCAACCGGGUGCACACGGGCUUCGAGUGGAACAAGUACAACCAGACCCACUACGACUUUGACAACCCCCCGCCCAAGAUCGUGCAGGGCUACAAGUUCAACAUCUUCUACCCCGACCUCAUCGACAAGCGCUCGACGCCUGAGUACUUCCUGGAGGCCUGCCAGGACAACAAGGACUUUGCCAUCCUGCGCUUCCACGCUGGGCCCCCCUACGAGGACAUUGCCUUCAAGAUCGUCAACCGUGAGUGGGAGUAUUCCCACCGCCACGGCUUCCGCUGCCAGUUUGCCAACGGGAUCUUCCAGCUCUGGUUCCACUUCAAGCGUUACCGUUACCGCAGAUGAGGGGCUGCUCAACUCCCCUCUGGACCCCUGGCACAGGGGGUGGCCGGGAGUAUCUCAUCCCUGUCACAGACACUGUCCCACAGACGUCCCUGAGGCGUGGCCCAGCACAGGGCCUAUUCCUGAGGGUUUUCCCUGUCUUUGCUUUUAUCCUGAGGGACCCUGAGACUUUGGUACAAAUAAAUAG
This is a messenger RNA of Harpia harpyja (harpy eagle), 2482 nucleotides long. RefSeq names its product cactin, spliceosome C complex subunit (gene CACTIN). The record is from RefSeq and is a predicted model, not a curated record. NCBI's taxonomy places the organism in Eukaryota, Metazoa, Chordata, Aves, Accipitriformes, Accipitridae. Gene Ontology annotation, biological process: mRNA cis splicing, via spliceosome; negative regulation of innate immune response. The transcript is spliced from 10 exons. Gene Ontology annotation, molecular function: protein binding. Bases 40 to 2298 code for a protein of 752 amino acids. Gene Ontology annotation, cellular component: spliceosomal complex; cytoplasm.